This is a messenger RNA of Brienomyrus brachyistius, 981 nucleotides long. RefSeq names its product LSM4 homolog, U6 small nuclear RNA and mRNA degradation associated (gene lsm4). The transcript is spliced from 5 exons. Gene Ontology annotation, molecular function: U6 snRNA binding. Bases 160 to 585 code for a protein of 141 amino acids. Lineage: Eukaryota; Metazoa; Chordata; Actinopteri; Osteoglossiformes; Mormyridae. Gene Ontology annotation, cellular component: spliceosomal tri-snRNP complex; U6 snRNP; P-body. Gene Ontology annotation, biological process: P-body assembly; spliceosomal snRNP assembly; mRNA splicing, via spliceosome. The record is from RefSeq and is a predicted model, not a curated record.
UUAUGGCUGGUGCGAUUUGUAAAUAGGGAUCGAGGGAAGGAUCAUGGGUAGGCCGAGGUAGACUGGGUAUGCGCCUGUCUUUUCAACCACGCUCGAAACAAGUGGGAACUGUUCCGGUAAAGCACUGAUACAUAGGGUACUGGAUUUGACUGAUUAAAAAUGCUGCCCCUGUCAUUGUUGAAGACUGCACAGAAUCACCCAAUGCUGGUGGAGCUGAAGAAUGGAGAGACCUACAACGGCCACCUGGUCAGCUGUGACAACUGGAUGAAUAUCAACCUGCGAGAAGUCAUCUGCACAUCCAGGGAUGGAGAUAAGUUUUGGAGGAUGCCAGAGUGCUACAUCCGAGGCAGCACCAUUAAGUAUCUGCGCAUCCCAGACGAGAUCAUCGACAUGGUGAAGGAGGAGGUGGUGUCCAAGGGUCGUGGCCGAGGUGGCAUGCAGCAGAACAAGAUGCAGCAGAAAGGAAGAGGUGCCGGUGCUGGCAGAGGUGUGUUUGGUGGUCGGGGCAGAGGCAUGCCUGGGGCUGGGCGCGGACAGCAAGAGAAGAAGCCUGGCAAACCUCAGGGGGUCAAGAACCAGCACUGAGGAGGGACAUCCGGCGGCCUCAGGCACACAUCCCUUCUGUUUUCCUGUGAAAUUUUCCUUUGACGUGAACAAGUCAUUGUCCUGCGACUGCCGGCUGUGCCGGAUGCCACGUAACAGAGUUUGACUUUCCUUUUUUUUUUUGUGGAGAACUGUUAUUGCUGAAAUUAAGACUGUUGAUUUAUAACGUAAUGUGUUCAGAAGAAACUCACUAGUUACGUGUUAAAAGAAACAAACAGCUCCCUAUUAGGUGAAAUGUACUUCUCAUUUGUAUGCAAUAAACUAAGUUUAAUAACUUAUAUUUGACAUGGUGUGUACCCUCUUGCGCUUUUUGUCCUCCACAGUGUUCAGUUAUUUGUACUGGAAAUGUUAAUAAUAAACCAUUUCUGUUAAUCCCAA